This is a messenger RNA of Prunus armeniaca (apricot), 879 nucleotides long. The record is from the annotation of a GenBank genome assembly. NCBI's taxonomy places the organism in Eukaryota, Viridiplantae, Streptophyta, Magnoliopsida, Rosales, Rosaceae.
AUGGUGAGGCUCACUGCAGACUUGGUAUGGAAAAGCCCUCAUUUUUUCAAUGCCCUUAAGGAGCGAGAGUUAGAUCUUCGAGGUAAUAAGAUAGCUGUAAUCGAAAACUUGGGAGCUACAGAGGACCAAUUUGACACCAUUGAUUUGUCUGACAAUGAAAUUGUCAAGCUGGAGAAUUUACCCUAUCUUAAUCGCUUGGGUACUUUGAUUAUCAAUAACAAUCGAAUUACCCGUAUCAAUCCCAACAUUGGAGAGUUCUUGCUGAAGUUACACACCUUAGUACUUACCAACAACAGGCUGGUCAACUUGGUAGAGAUUGAUCCUCUUGCAUCCCUUCCGAAGUUGCAGUUUCUUAGCCUGCUGGAUAACAACAUCACAAAGAAACCCAAUUACAGGCUGUAUGUGAUCCACAAGUUAAAGUCACUUCGGGUUCUAGAUUUUAAGAAGGUGAAAAACAAGGAGAGAUUGGAAGCACAAACUUUGUUCUCAUCUAAAGAAGUUGAAGAAGAGACUAAAAAGGUAUCCGCAAAAACUUUUGUGCCAACUGAGGUUCCAAAUGUUUCAGAUGUUGCCGAGGAACAACAGACACCAAAAGUAGUUGCCCCCACUCCCGAGCAAAUUAUGGCUAUCAAGGCUGCCAUAGUGAAUUCCCAGACUCUUGAAGAAGUUGCAAGACUUGAACAGGCACUGAAAUCAGGUCAGCUUCCUGCGGAUUUGAAAAUCUUGGAUGAUGAUACCGAGACAAAUAGUGUUAACGUAAAUGAUGAUAAAAUGGACGUCAAUAGUGAAAAUGAGGCUAAUGCACCAAAAGAUGUGGAUGAACAGAAGAAAGAUGAAGCAGAACCCAUGGAACAGAAAGGUCUUGUUUUCUCUAGGUAA